AUGAAGAGCUCGCUACAGGACGUCGUCACGGCGCUCCACCUCUCGCGCGUCGCGAUGCGUCGCAUCCGGAUCAACUUUGUCUGGGCCUUCAUCUACAACGUGGUUGGCAUUCCGCUCGCCGCCGGCGUGCUCUACCCCGGGCUGCACAUCCAGUUCCCGCCGAUGUUUGCGGGCGCGGCGAUGGCCCUCUCCUCGGUCUCGGUUGUCUGCUCGUCGCUGCUCCUCCGCCUCUACCAGCCGCCAAAGCCGCUGCCCCUCGCGCGCGGGACUACCGUCGAGCCGGCAGACCCGCGCGCGUACGGCCGCUUCGACUCUGCCACCGACUCCGAGGGCACAGAGGUGCUGAGCUUGCGCGCGUCGCAGUGCUCGCAGCCCGAGCGGGCGAACGAUCCCGAGGCCCCUCUCCAGGCUGCGCCGGUGGCGUCGAUGCGUGUCUGACGCUGGUGCGUGCGCGGAGCCUCCAGAGCGCGGCGGCACACGCGGUGAAGCCAUCGGGUUACGGGUAGAAUGCGAGCGAAUCACGUGCUCGGGGACGGCCC
Emiliania huxleyi CCMP1516 is the source of this 539-nucleotide messenger RNA. RefSeq lists its product as hypothetical. Bases 1 to 438 code for a protein of 145 amino acids. Lineage: Eukaryota; Haptophyta; Isochrysidales; Noelaerhabdaceae. The transcript is spliced from 2 exons. The record is from RefSeq and is a predicted model, not a curated record.